AUGAAAUCCCUCCUGAAGCUGUCGGUGUUUGGGAGCAUUGGGGCUGCCGCCGUGCGGAGUGGUGACGCUCGCCUCCACGCACACCAUAGCGCGCCCGUCUGUGGCAAUGAUGCCUCAACACUGUCGCUGAGCGACCCGCCGUACGACAACUACUUUUACUCGGACUGCAACGUCGCCGCGCAGGCAGUGGUCACGAGCCCGCUUCCAGCUAGCAAUCUCUCUAUCAUCGGCCCGCGGCUGAUCGUGGCGUGGCCGGCCGGCAAUAGCGGCAUCUGCACGUUCUUCACGCCCCAGAAUGGCGCAAACGGGACCUUGUCCAUUGAGAUGGUCAACUCCACCGCCGGCCAACCGCUCGGUCCUGUAUACACAGCAGCAUCCAACAGCUCUGCGCCUCCUAGCGUCGGCGUCCAAGGGGUCCUGCGCUUCAAUGCAUCUGCCACGCUCACCCUCCCGAUACUGGGCAGUAUCCGCACGAUCCGUGACUUUGUCGAGGGACCCAGUCUCCUCCAGCCCGAGAUCCAGGAUGCAAUCCAGUUCACCGCGCACGACGACGGGAGCGCCUUACUGCAGCGGACCUGGCUGGAUAAUGUCACAUCCACAGCGCUCACAUUCACCCCGUACCCUAACGGCACGGAUACCAAAGUCACCAUCUCCAAUCGCACCCUCGCCUUCCCAGCCGGCGACUACCUCUUCUCCGCAUCUUUGAAUUACCCGCAACUCGCGGCUCUCCAGCCAGGCUCCGUGCUCAAUGCUGCCUCCAGCAACCUAACUACCUCCCAGCCGGACCAGACGACCGCGCUCUCUUUCCUGUCAUACUCAGAGAAACUGCUCGCAGGCGCGUGGCGCUUCCUGACGUACUUUGGGCGCGACUCGAUGAUCUCGGCGCUACUGUUAGAGCCGGUGCUCAGUUCGGGCGAGGGAAGUGCCAUGGAGGCUGUUAUCGGGGCUGUGCUGGAGCGGGUGAAUCGGACUGAUGGGAGCGUUUGCCAUGAGGAGACUAUCGGGGAUUAUGCGACGUGGACAAAUUUGCAGGACAAUAUCUCGAGUAACGCUAUGGUUUGCGACUAUAAAAUGGUUGACUCGGACUAUUUUCUUCCUGUCUUAAUGCAGAAGUAUUUCCUGGAUAAUCCCGUGGGACAGACAAGAGCUGCAUCUUUCUUCAACACGUCGGCUGGAUCUAUUAAUGCCGUUAAUCAGAAUUUGACUUGGGGUCAACUGGCAUUGAUCAACGCGGAGCGCAUCAUGCGUCUUGCUGGUCCAUUUGCGCAAAAUCAGACAACGGAGAACCUGAUUCACCUCAAGGACGGACAAGUCGUGGGGCAAUGGAGAGACAGCAAUUACGGCAUCGGCGGAGGCCGCAUCCCUUAUGACGUGAACACAGCCCUAGUCCCCGCAGCCCUACGCUCCAUCGCCCUCCUCGCCGAAAAAGGCCUCUACCCCAACCAGACGCAAUGGGCGACUCUGGCCCCGCAAUACGCGCAAACCUGGGAGGACAAGACCCUCUCCUUUUUCGAAGUCACAAUCCCCCAAUCCAAAGCGCAAGACCUAGUGGCAUCCUACAAAAACGCCUCCUCCUUCGCUGGCCCGGAUCAAUCCGCCUCUAUCACCACAGACGUCGUAUUCCAUGCCCUCGCGCUAGACGGCUACAACAACCUCUCGCAGGUAGCGGUUAUGAACACCGACGACUGCUUCCGCCACUUGCUCCUCAACACCACCAACGACACGCAGCUGACAGCUUUCCUCAAUAACUCCGCCACUAAUAUCCGCCGCACCUUCCCGGCGGGCCUGAUGACCUCUGCCGGCAUGCUAGUCGCGAACCCGGCCUUCGGGGAGGACGCUGUGUAUGCGCAGAAUUGGACGACCGGCGCGUACCACGGCACGGUGGUGUGGUCAUGGCAGCUUGCCAUGAUGGCGAAGGGGUUGGAGAUGCAGUUGGGCCGGUGCGACCUGACCAGUAACUUUACGGCAUCGGGCAGAGGUCACAAAAGUCAGCGGGCUAUUCCUGCGAUCCCGUCGUUCUGUGGCGAUGAUACUGUAUAUUGGAAUGUGCGGGCUGCAUAUAAUGAGCUUUGGGACUCGAUCGAGCGGAAUGAGGACCAGCUUUCCGGAGAGGUUUGGUCGUGGGUUUGGCGGGAUGGUGGGUUCCAGGUUACGCCUCUGGGUGUGUUGCCGCCGCCCGGGGGUGGUUCGCAGACUGAAUCUGAUAUUCGACAGCUGUGGUCUCUUACGUUUCUGGCUGUGACGAGAAAUGAGGCUUAUAACUAA
Penicillium canariense is the source of this 2265-nucleotide messenger RNA. RefSeq lists its product as uncharacterized. The record is from RefSeq and is a predicted model, not a curated record. The coding region runs from base 1 to 2265 and encodes 754 amino acids. Lineage: Eukaryota; Fungi; Ascomycota; Eurotiomycetes; Eurotiales; Aspergillaceae. The transcript has 7 exons.